AUAAUGAGUGUAGCAAAUCAAAAACUAAAAAUGGUUCAGCAAGGAUUAUACAAAGUGUUUGGAGACGAUUCAAAGAAAGGGAGCCAUCAAAUGCACGACUUGUCUGGUUGAGUUUACCAAAUGAUAAUAUUCCAGAUGAUAAGAAAUUUCUAGACCUAACUUCUUGUAAAGUGAAAAAUCCUCAAACUCGAGAUCAGUUCAAUCU
Dentiscutata erythropus is the source of this 205-nucleotide messenger RNA. The record is from the annotation of a GenBank genome assembly. Lineage: Eukaryota; Fungi; Glomeromycota; Glomeromycetes; Diversisporales; Gigasporaceae.